Molecule: messenger RNA, 1593 nt
Organism: Penicillium cataractarum
Lineage: Eukaryota; Fungi; Ascomycota; Eurotiomycetes; Eurotiales; Aspergillaceae
Product: putative autophagy protein (Atg22)
Exons: 6
Coding region: 1-1593 (530 amino acids)
Source: RefSeq, a predicted model, not a curated record
AUGGAACAUCUGAAGGACACCGAGCUCUCCACCGUGGAGGUGGAUAAUGGUCCACAGGGUGAAACACCCCAGGUCGAGGUCUUGGACAAGACUGAGCAGCCGAUUGCCCCAGACCAGUUCGAUGAAAAUUAUCGCACAACCCGGAAUGAGAUCUGGGCUUAUUAUGCCUAUUACAUCGGCAACAAUGGGCUGUCACUCUUCAACUUUGCGCCUACUGCAUUCCAGAACCUGCUUUAUCAAGCUGCCCCCUACGAUGGUAUCAUGAAGUUCCUCGGGCGUCCGCGCUCAAUCAACAGUAUCGUGCUGCUCUCCAAUGGCAUUUCCUUUGCGAUCCAAGUAGUCGUGUUCUUGGUUAUCGGUAGCUUUGCUGAUUUCGGUAACUGGCGACCGAACAUUCUCAUCGCGCUGUCUAUUAUCGCAUGGGCUAUCGGCUUUGGCUGGUUGGGGGUUCACACUUCGGAUAAAUGGCAGGUUGGCGUCGGACUCUACAUUGUCGGCCUGAUCGCCUACCAGACAACAUUGACCUUCUGGACUGCCGCCUUCCCAGGUCUGGCACGCAAUACAGUUGAGAUGAAGGAAAAGGCCGAUGCUUACGUCGCUGGGACAAUCACGCGCGAGCAGUAUGACUAUGCCGAUACGAUGAUGCGUAGCCGUUUGGCGAACAUUGCCUUCUAUAUUCAAUCAGUAGGCGAAAUCUUCAUCCUGGCUAUUAUAGUGGGAAUCAUGUUCGGAUUGGACGUGAAUGCCAGCCAGGCCAACAACAACUGGGGUCUCAGUGUCUUGAUCGCGUUUGUUUCCGGAGUCUGGUUGCUUGUUUCCUUGCCAUGGUUUUUCCUGGAGAAGCGUCGUCCAGGCCAGGAUCCUGGCAAGCGGGGGAUUCUCAUUGCAGGUGUAUGGCAACUUUGGGACGCCAUGAAACAGAUCUGGCAAUUGAAACAGAGUCUGAUUUAUCUCAUCGGCUAUUUCUUACUUGGAGACUCCUUGAACACUACUGUUACCGUGAUUUCAACUUUGCAGAAUAGCAUCGUUGCAUACAACACUCUCCAGCUGACCUACCUUUUGAUUGUCGGCAUUGCGGCACAGGCGGUCGGCAUUUACGCAUUCUGGUAUAUCCAGCAGCGCUUCCACUUGGGAACCAAGACCAUGUUCAACACGAUUGCCGUCGCCAUCAUUCUUCUCGAUGGCUGGGGUAUGAUCGGUAUCUGGACCGACAAGUUCGGCUUCCACAAGGCGUGGGAAGUUUGGGCCUACCAAGCAUUCUACGGACUUUUCAUUUGCCCUUGGUACAGUUACUCCCAGAUCAUGAUCUCUGAAGUCACUCCCCGCGGCCACGAGUUCUUGUUCUUCAGUCUAUUCAGUAUCAUCGGCAAGACUUCAUCAUUCAUUGGCCCCCUCGUCUCAAGCGCUAUCAUUGACGCCAGUCCGACCGGCGACAAUUCAGCACCCUUCUACUUCCUUUUCGCCUUGAGCGUUGUCAGCUUUGGCAUCAUGGCCUUUGGUGUCGACCUUGGGAAGAGCCAAGUAGAGCAGGAGAAAUUCCUACAAGAUAAGAAGCGACGCCUUGAGGACUCGGCAUCUUCGUCGACAGUGUGA